Zonotrichia albicollis (white-throated sparrow) is the source of this 865-nucleotide messenger RNA. NCBI's taxonomy places the organism in Eukaryota, Metazoa, Chordata, Aves, Passeriformes, Passerellidae. The record is from RefSeq and is a predicted model, not a curated record.
AUGCUUUUUGAGUGUCCAGGGAGUAACUCUGUGUUCUCUCCACCAUCCCACAGGGCAGCCCAUCAACCCCCAGUGCCGGAUCUACCCCGAGGAAAUGAUCCAGACUGGCAUUUCUGCCAUCGAUGGCAUGAACAGCAUUGCCAGGGGCCAGAAAAUCCCCAUUUUCUCAGCUGCUGGGCUGCCCCACAACGAGAUCGCGGCUCAGAUCUGUCGCCAGGCCGGCUUGGUGAAGAAAUCCAAAGAUGUGAUGGAUUACAGUGAGGAGAACUUUGCCAUCGUCUUUGCUGCCAUGGGGGUGAGCCCACAGAGCUGGGGGCAGCUGGGGCUGCAGGAAUCAGAGACAUGUUUAUUCUAUUGUAAUGGGAAAUUUCUUUCUCAUCCUCUUUACCUCUCUAUCUCUCGGGCCUCCUCUGAGCUGUGCCUGGCAGCUCCCAGCAGGGCCCUUUGCAAUAACCCCAAAUUCCUGACCUGGCCUCAGAGAUCUCCCAUCUCCAUCCAUCCCAACCGUGCUACCCCCCAACACUUGUACAUGCAGGGGCAGCACUGGAGCUGCUGCAGGUGCAAUGCUGGAGCUGCAGGGGCAGCACUGGAGCUGCAGUGGUGCCUGGCAGCCCCAGGUGUGGCUCAGGUGUCCCUGCAGGUGACAGCAGCUUUGUGUUGCAGCAUCGAGCGCAUCAUCACACCCCGGCUGGCGCUGACCACGGCCGAGUUCCUGGCCUACCAGUGUGAGAAACACGUGCUGGUCAUCCUGACAGACAUGAGCUCCUAUGCUGAGGCUCUCCGAGAGGUGUCAGCAGCUCGGGAGGAGGUGCCUGGGCGCCGAGGUUUCCCUGGCUACAUGUACACCGACCUGGCCACCAUCUAC